CGUUUUACUUCUUUUAUUAAAUGACAAGCAAACGAAUAUCACCUUGUUCACGUUAAUUAUACUUCAUACCGCAUACACGAACUUCAAGAAAUAAUGUUGCGAUCCGUGAAUCAUUUGCCGCGAUUUAUCGCAAGGAGUAAUCGAUUUCCUUCGCAAACCCAGUAUCUGAAGCAGAAAAGUGGUCGGUAUUUUCACGUAAACUUCAGUCCAGGUCAGGAAAAAGUGCAAUGUGGUACAGACACGAAUAAUUAUCCCGUGAUAGAUCAUUGUUACGAUGUUGUGGUUGUGGGCGCGGGUGGUGCAGGAUUGAGAGCCGCCUUUGGUUUAGGAAGUAAAGGGUACAGAGUGGCAGUGGUUACAAAAUUAUUUCCAACGAGAUCUCAUACCGUGGCCGCUCAGGGAGGAAUAAAUGCCGUCCUUAAUAACGAUAAGGAUGAUAAUUGGCUUUAUCACAUGUACGAUACCGUUAAAGGAUCUGAUUGGUUAGGAGAUCAGGAUGCGAUACAUUUUCUAGCGAGAGAGGCAGCACGAGCCGUCUACGAACUUGAAAAUUACGGCUGUCCUUUCAGUCGUACGGAAGAUGGAAAAAUUUACCAGCGUGCAUUCGGUGGUCAGUCGUUAAAAUUUGGAAAAGGUGGUCAAGCCCGUAGAACUUGCGCCGCUGCAGACAGAACCGGCCACGCAAUACUGCACACUUUAUACGGGCAAAGUUUACGUUAUGACGUCCAUUAUUACGUAGAAUACUUUGCUCUUGAUCUUCUUAUGAUCGGACGAUGCUGCAAAGGCGUAAUGGCAUGGGAAUUAGAAUCCGGGCUUUUGCAUCGAUUCAGGGCUCAUCAUACGGUAUUAGCAACAGGAGGAGCGGGAAGAUGUUACCUCUCUUGCACCGCGGCUCAUACAUGCACCGGAGAUGGUCUUGCGAUAGCCUCCAGAGCAGGAUUGCCCCUUGAAGAUAUGGAGUUUAUCCAGUUCCAUCCAACCGGGAUAUACGGGAGCGGAAUUUUGAUAACGGAGGGCGUCCGAGGGGAAGGUGGAAAGUUAGUGAAUUCUCAAGGAGAAUUCUUUAUGGAACGAUACGCUCCGAACGCCAAGGAUCUUGCAUCUCGUGAUAUCGUCUCCAGGGCGAUAACGAUGGAAAUAUUGGAAGGAAGAGGUGUAGGUUUGAAGAAGGAUCAUGUAUACCUGCAAUUGCAUCACCUACCAUUAGAAACGAUACGAACACGAUUACCUGGAAUUUCACAUUUAUCUUGGGUGUUCAGCGGCGUGAAUGUGGAAAAAGAGCCGAUACCAGUUAUUCCUACGGUACAUUACAACAUGGGCGGUAUACCCACAAACUGGAAAGCGCAGGUUAUAUCGCGUGAGAACGAGGAGGACACCAUUAUCGAUGGACUCUGGGCAGCAGGUGAAACUGCAUGUGUAUCUAUCCAUGGCGCCAAUCGAUUAGGUGCCAACAGCCUUUUGGAAUUGGUCGUUUUUGGCAAAGCAAUUGCCGAUCAAAUUGAUUGUUUAACGAGGCCUGGUGAACGUCACGAGGAUUUAUCAACCUUGAUUGGCGAAGACACUAUUUGCCGUUUCGACGCGACACGUCAUGCAAAAGGUUGUGUUCCUGUAGUCGAACUACGGGAAGAAAUGCAGCAAACUAUGCAGAAAUAUUGUUCAGUAUUCAGAACCUGCGAUACAUUACAACGAGCAUGUCGCGAGAUGACGCGACUUUAUACCUGCGAUUUGCCGGAUCUAUGUGUUCAAGAUCAAUCACUAAUAUGGAACACAGAAUUAGUAGAAGCUAUAGAAUUACAAAAUAUGAUGUUGUCUUGCAUGCACAUCGUUUAUGCAGCGGAAAACAGAAAAGAGUCUCGAGGAUCGCAUGCCCGUGAAGAUUUCAAAGAACGAGUCGACGAGUAUGAUUAUGCGAAACCGAUCGAAGGUCAAAAGAAACGAUCGUAUAAAGAACAUUGGCGCAAACACACACUUACGUGGGCCCGACCAGAUGGUUCAAUCAGCAUUUCUUAUCGUCCCGUUAUCGAUACGACACUGGACGAAUCAGAAGCCCGACACGUUCCACCAACAGUUCGAAUAUAUUAAAUACGGUUAUGAAACUGGUAGAUUUUUUCCAAUCUUUUUCCUUGUUUUUUUCGUCUGAUUCUAUUCUAUUUUUUAAAUUAACGCAUUAUCAAUGGCUAACAUUGUUCGUGUUAGUGUGACUGAUAAUUUAAAUAUGAGCUCAGUUCGUUAUCUCGAAAUUACAACGACAAACAUAUAGAUUUCGUCGUUUGUAGAAGGUUCGUGAAUUCCAUAUAAAUUUUGUUCAUCGCAAACGAUGUUACAAUAAUUAAUUCUAAACGGAGGCAGGAAUUUAUCCAUUUUAUUUACAUAUUAAAUAGCCAAUCAAACGGAAUUAUACAUAUAUGUCUUGAAUUAUACAUAUAUGUUUCCGAAUGAAAGUCAUUUUUUCCUGCUGUUUACGAUUACUUUCGAACAUUAUAGUAUAAUUAAAAAUUAAUACUCGUUCUAAAUAUUUUCAACAAAAUAUUUUCAAAAAAAAUAUUUUCAACAUUUUCAAAGGUGAAAAUGAUUAUUUGGAAAUUUUACAUCGAUUUGUUAUAUUUCGUAAGAUCGAAUCAUUGAUGAAUAAUUGAUAUGCAUAAAAAACAUGCAUGACGUUAUUACAUUCUAUAUUACUUAAUUACAUUCGAUGUAAAUGCAACGAAGUUAUAUAAUUAAAAAUAUAUAUAAUAUAAUUUUACGAUCUCAUUGUAUCGGAAAAAUGUAGCAAUUUCAAAUAUAUUAAUCUAAAAAAUUUUUAAUUUUUUUCUUGUAUCUUGUGUUGUAUUUUGAUUUGUAAAUUGAGUUUUUCAAAUAUUAUUUAAUUUAUUAUAUAUUUUAUAUAUUAUUAUAUCUUUAUAAACAAAUGAACAAAAUUUUUUAAUAAUUACUUACUAUUAAAAUAUUAUAUAAAAUAUAUUCAUAAAAUAUUUAAAAGAUUUAUAUUAUUUAUAAGCUUAGCCAUGAACACCUACACUAACUAUAUACGUGGAAGUUAAUCUGUUUCAUAAAUUAUUCCUAUAGCAACACUAAUACUUGAAUUGUUAUUGUGUUAGUAGCAUCUGGAUGAAAGAGAAACCUGCUAUGUAAUACCCCACCAUAUAUAAAGUUUAUCUAUGUAUGUAGAGACGAGCCCACAAAGAAUCAACCAAUAGGGAAGCAAAAUAUACAUCGUACCGCCAACCCUGGAGCACGAUAAAUCUUUUUCAUUUUUUUCUCCGCGUGCAACAGGAAAUAAAGCUCGGUUAAGCACCGUUAGUGACUAUGUUAACAACUUUGUAAAAUGUGAAUUUUACAAAAUCAAUAUCGUGAAAUUUAAAAUAUAAUGAUAGAUUUUGAAUAUUUUAAAACUCUUUAAAAUUCAUUUCAAAAUCGAUUUACAUAGAAUCAUUAUUUCAUUAAAUAUGAUUAAAUUUAAAAUCUAAAAUAUAACGGCUGUAUACAUAUAAAUAAUAUUAUUUUUAUAUUUAACAACGAAGCUUUAUAGUUUUUAACUAAUAUUAAUUCUUAUAGAAGUUUAUUAAUUUUAUAUUUAAAAUUUUUAGCUUUUUUCAUUUAAUUUUUAUUACUGAAAUCAUAGGUAAAUAUAUGAUAUACAUUACUAAAAUUAGUACUAGAGUACUUUCCCUUUAGAACCCACGCAAUUCACAGCUAUGUAUAUAAUUUUAAAAUACCGUUAACACCCCAUCAUAUGUAAAGUGAAAUGAGAACCGCUUAAUUUUUUCGCGGUAUCAUUUAAUUUUCCCGCCUAUAGUUAGCUACUAUUCAUAAUAUUACGUUCAAAAUUCCAAAAGAUUAAGAAUUAAUAUUAAAACAAUUAUAUGUUGUUAAUGUUAAAAACAAUCAAGACAUAUAAAUAAUAAAUAAUGAAAUGGAAAUUUAAAAUUAGUGAGAGCCUUAAAGGUGAGGUUAUCUUAUAACGAUAGAAUUGGCAGCACUGGUAUUCAUCAGGGAGCUUCCACCAGUAGUCGGUACUCAACCGACUCGAACGUUUCACAUCGCCGUGCAAGAAGUGCGGGAGUGAAAUAAUAAAAAUUAGGGUUAGUUACACGAUAUAAUCGAAUCGCGCAUUUGACAAAUAAGUGCGCGUGUAAUUAUUAAUAACAAAAAUUUUCACUUGAACAGGUGACAUUAUAUCAAAAUGAGUGGUCUAUUAAAGCUGUCGUCUUUACUAGUGAGAAAUCCUCCCACAACGACGUUG
This is a messenger RNA of Apis cerana (Asiatic honeybee), 4243 nucleotides long. Its product is annotated as succinate dehydrogenase [ubiquinone] flavoprotein subunit, mitochondrial. Lineage: Eukaryota; Metazoa; Arthropoda; Insecta; Hymenoptera; Apidae. The record is from RefSeq and is a predicted model, not a curated record. Gene Ontology annotation, molecular function: electron transfer activity; flavin adenine dinucleotide binding; succinate dehydrogenase (quinone) activity. Gene Ontology annotation, biological process: mitochondrial electron transport, succinate to ubiquinone; tricarboxylic acid cycle. Gene Ontology annotation, cellular component: respiratory chain complex II (succinate dehydrogenase).